AUGCAGCCUCCGACUGGUAGUUCUCAUGGCGAGGAAGGCGGCGGGCCGCCUGCUGUGGGCCGGCGAGAGAAUGGCGCAGAGAUGAGCUCCUCAGGAACGGCGAUGCUGGACUUGGACAUGGUUGAGAAGUUGAAGCAGAAGUACAUCAAGUGCAAGCAGCAGAAUGACCGACUUAAGGAAGUGUUGCUGCAGAUGCAGCAGCAAGGCGAACAGCGAGUCUCUGCAGAACGACAGGGACAGCUGACAGCACUCCAGUGGCAGGUCGAGCAGCUGCAGCAGCAACUGAAAGUUCGAGAAAUGGAACAGAGACAGCACAUUGAGGAACUCGAUGCUCUGCAAUAUACCAACCGCAAACAACAGCAGCAGCUUCAGCAGUUGCAACAGCAAGCGACUGCGGCCUCUGGAGGCCUUGCUGGUGCGGGCGGGGGCACGAGAUGGGGUAUCGGACUUCUUGCGGGAGCCGCGGGAGGCAACUCCGCGAGGGAAGACAGCGAGAAGCGCCUAAUGGAAGAACUGCAGGUGCUCCGGGACGAACUCGAACACAAAAUCAGGGAGAACGAGCAGUUGCACGUACAACAGUUCGAAGAGAAACAACGGCAACAAAUGCAGCAAGAGAGACUUGCAAGGCUUGACGAGGAGCUUCAGCAGGCGCAUCACGCGUACCAACAACUGCGUAAGGAGCAAGCGGAGACAGAGAAGCGAGUACAGACAUGUGAGGCCCUGUAUCAGGAAGAACGAGAAGAGAAGCGGCAGAUUGAGGAGCGAUUCAGGGAGUUGAAGCGCGAAACUGACCUUCAGCUCACAAGGUUGUCCGAACAAAAGGACGUGCUCCAGCACCAGCAGGCUCACCUUCGGCGGUACUUCCAGCGUCGGCUGCCUGUGGAUCUGCGUCACUUUCGUUCGCUCGCGAGUUACGACCUGCCUUGCGGAGGCGCGACAGCCGUGAUCGCCGCCCACAGUGCAGCUCAAAGGCAAGUGGUGUCAGCCACGGCGUGCCUCUUGGUGCGCCUGCAGCAGCUACUCGCUGCCUGGAGUGAGGCCCUUUGUUCGGGGAGUGGCCGAACGAGCGCCUCGCACAGCGCUGAUUUGGGCCCAAGGGGUGGCGGCGCUUCGCCGCCCCAAGGAAAAAAGGGUGACAGAUCUCUUCUCGACGACGCCGAUGUGUCGGCUGCGGGGCUGGUGGCUAUCGGAAAAGACCGGGACCUGUCGCAGGUUGAGGCGUUGACAGGGGGCGUGAGCGGCGGUCGCCAGCACGCAGCAGCGAGCGGGGGCAGCACAACGGCGGCUGUUUCAGGCAUUCACUUCAAAUUGACAGUCGCGAACCAGAAAGCCUUGGACGCCCUGCUGGAAGCGAGAAAGAGUAUCGACCCCGUGAAGCGCUACUUGCUUCAGAAGCUGGUCGCUCCUCGAGAGCCAGGUCGGGCGGGCGGGGCCGUAGGUCUGCGCGAACCCGCGCGGGGAAACAGAAGAGAAGGGGGCAGCGGGGGCAAGUUUGACCGGAGUCCUCAGCGAGAGCUUCAGACUGGUGCGAGGGGCUGCAGAGGACUUGAGAUGGAGCCGCCUGGAAAAAGUGACCAGGGAGUCGUGACCGCGCUCGAGGCACAAAGUAGCCUGCGGCAGUUGAGCACCGCAUUUCGCCGCUUCACCAGUUACUCUCUCGUCUCUCUCACUCUCGAAACAGACGCCUUCCCAAUUCUCGACAACAGCGAAUCGCCGAACGCGAACGCGUUCGGAGACUCCACUCAAGCUUUUGAGUCGUCCCGGUGGUCGGCACGCCCGGGGUCUCGGGGAGGGGCGUCGAGCUCGGGGCCCCGCAAUCAGACGGGAGAUGCACGGCGAUCCACGGCCGCGUUCAUCGAGGCAUCUCGUCGAUUCGCCAAGUGUCUCUCUCUUCUCCUUGAAGUUUCCCAGCUUCUCUUUUUCCAGCCCAGGCCGCCCCAGCAGGGUGUGUCCGCUUCGGAUCGUCUCCCCGAAGCACAGAGCCAGGUUUCGCCUGAAUGUCUGCCGCCAACUUCUCUAGGAGACUCCCUUGAGGCUCCUCACAGCACGCGGCAGCUGCUUGUGGCGUCUCCAUCGACACAGAACCAAGCAGCUCGAGAAAACGCUGUUUCUGCCGGUUAUCUCGGAGAGGGGCUUGGCGCCCUUCUGCCUUCCCGGGGCCCCGCCAGUGCAUGCGAGGAGGCGCUGGCACGUCUCUCCAGCGAGCAUUUCCGCCUGUUGCGAAAGGCGGUGGCACCACGGAAGAGCGACGAAGUGUUGGAAGAGGCUCUUGAAACACAUGCUGUCGAGGCAGCGGGAGACUCAGGGAACGAUGAGCCCGACGGAGAAGGGAGCGCGAUCCCUUCUGGUUCAAACCCAUCAUUCUCCUCGGAUCAAUCCGGUGAUACAGGGUUCCGCCAACAACACGGAGGUUUGUUCGCGGCAGCCGAGAACUCAGCAGUUGCCCGAGCAGUGGCGGUCGCUGAUCUGAAACACGACGUGGCCAAGCAGUUCCUCCAGCAAGUGUUCUUCAGGCAUCUCGAAGAAGCCAUGAUGAACAUGGCGACGAUGGAAGGCUGUAUCUCCGCUCGGAUGUGCCGACCUCAUGUUGUCGAGGGCCACAUGCUUCCUCUCUCGGGGGGAAGCGACGCAAUGGUUGAUCUUGUCCAGGCCGUGAAGUUGAUCGAUUCGUACAUCCCUUUACCCUCUCUUCUCCCGCACCUUUCGGCGACGGGGGCAAGAAAGACUGCGGCAUCCGAAUUCGACUCCGAGGCGGCGUCUCCUUCCCACUGGGUGGAUGCAAGCAGCGAGUUGCUGUCCGUGGAAUUGCAGAAGCCUGCCCAAGUCAACGAGGGGACAACCAGUACCGUCGCCGUUCUUCGCGACGGUUUGGAGGUCCUCUUGUCCUCUCAGCUCGCUCUCUGGUCUUGCUUUCUCCGCCUUCCGCUCCUAGACUCUGCCCUUCACAGGCUGCAAGAUUUCAUGCGGACCCGCCAGGAUGAACUGAGGAACGCCCCACCUCGCAUGUUGCGUGACGACGCCCUGUACUUUAGAGAAGAAGUUCAAAGACUGACAGCCGAAGAACAACGUCUGCACCGGCAGUUGGGCUCCGUUCAGCUCGACUUCGAUGAAGUCUUGGAAGAACGAGAUCAGCUGCUUCAGGAAAAGGAAGAGCUCCGCGACCGCUACGCUGUCAUGCAGACCCGCUUUGAACUCGCGCGUGGUGGGUUCAGCUCCCGUAGCACUCCUGCACUCCAGCGCCUGCUGCGUGUAGAGGACGAGAACGGGGUGACCUUGACAUGCCAAGCGGACGCGAAGCAAAGCGGAGAUGAUGGAGCGUGGCGAUGUUCGCAGGAUGGGAAACAAGCGUUUGCCUCUUCAGAGAGUGGAGGCAAGCAUCUGGCAACAGAGAAUAGUGAAGGGAAGGCGAGCGCAACUUGGAGUUCAGAGGAAAAAUGCGAGGACUCGAACUGCGAACGAAAAAGCAUCGGCAACCCUUCCGCCCCUUCAGCUCCAGCGUCUGCGGAGGAUUCCACCACAUGUUCCCAAAACGUGGACGCGGCAGGCGCGGCGGUGGCAGCUUUCGAGGACGCAUGCGCUGCAGCCUCGAUGCUCAUGGUGGUGGCGAGUGAAUGUCGGCGCUUCCCGGGCUCAGAAAACAGUCUGCCUGUGCUUCGGUACCCGUCCCGAGAGGCAGCUGCUGCUAUGAUCGAAGCAGCUCUUCUGCAGCGUGGGAGCGUCUUUCCAGCUUCCUCCGAAUCGCCUGUGUCGACCGCUGCAACUGAUGCAGCGGAAGCUGUUAUUGCCACCCUUGAAGCGUGCAAAGGCAGAACAGGAGAAGGGCAGUCAACGGAAGUGUCGGCUUUGGAAUUUCAGCAGGAGCUACGACGAGUCUACGUCCAGCAGGUUCAGCAGUUGCUGCAGCAUGUCCAGACCAGCGAAGACGCGCUCGCAGCCCUGAAGAUGCAGCUCAGCAGUUGCUUGAAGACCAUUCACUCCCUCGAUAGCCAGCGGCAGCUUCUCCAGAGGCAGCUACAGGAACAACAAAGUGCGGCCGCAGCAGCUGCCAGUGCGGCGCGGUUGGCGGAAGUCAAGUACAUGGAACAGCUUUCGCUGCUCAGCGAGCACUACUGCCAGGAGGGGGAGAAAAGGAAAGCCGUUGAAGUCCACAUGGACGAUAUGCGGAAACAGAGAGUCCUGUGUGGACGCUGUGGAGUGUGGAAUUCUUUAGGUUUCCUCCUGGGUGCGAGUAGCGGAGGGACGUGCACUAUGUGUCAAGGACGGGUGAUUGAACCUCCAGCGUGACAGACGAC
Toxoplasma gondii ME49 is the source of this 4292-nucleotide messenger RNA. RefSeq lists its product as hypothetical. The transcript has 15 exons. Bases 1 to 4284 code for a protein of 1427 amino acids. The record is from RefSeq and is a predicted model, not a curated record. Gene Ontology annotation, cellular component: centrosome. Gene Ontology annotation, biological process: microtubule anchoring at centrosome. Lineage: Eukaryota; Apicomplexa; Conoidasida; Eucoccidiorida; Sarcocystidae.